This is a messenger RNA of Cucurbita moschata (crookneck pumpkin), 3731 nucleotides long. RefSeq names its product calcium-transporting ATPase 1, endoplasmic reticulum-type-like. The transcript is spliced from 9 exons. The record is from RefSeq and is a predicted model, not a curated record. Gene Ontology annotation, cellular component: membrane. Gene Ontology annotation, molecular function: ATP binding; ATP hydrolysis activity; P-type calcium transporter activity. Gene Ontology annotation, biological process: intracellular calcium ion homeostasis; calcium ion transmembrane transport. Lineage: Eukaryota; Viridiplantae; Streptophyta; Magnoliopsida; Cucurbitales; Cucurbitaceae. Bases 202 to 3399 code for a protein of 1065 amino acids.
UCAAUUCCCUUCCAUGGUUCCUUGUUCUCCAGUUCGUCGUCACUGGUAGCGUCACGUUGGUUUGAUUCUCUCUCAUGCAGUCGACUUCAGUUUAGAGAGAGGGAGAAGCCCGAAGCCCUUCGGCGUUAAGGAUCCAAUCAUUCUGGCUAAAUUGAUCUUCUAUUUGAUUUCUUUUUCCAUCCAAUCUGUUCGCUAAUCUAAAUGGGUGGAGACGGGGAAAACUAUGGGAAAAAGGAACCUUUUGCUGCUAACAUCUCGAAUAACGAAACUUAUCCUGCCUGGGCAACGGAUGUUGGAGAAUGCCUAGAGAAGUACCAAGUGAACCCUGAUCUCGGAUUAUCUUCUGAGGAGGUUGAGAAACAGAGAAAGAUCUACGGUUCCAAUGAAUUGGAGAAGCAUGAGGGUACAUCAAUCUUUAAACUAGUUUUGGAACAAUUUAAUGAUACACUAGUUAGGAUUCUAUUAGCUGCAGCAGUUGUAUCUUUUGUUCUUGCGUGGUAUGAUGGUGAGGAAGGAGGUGAGAUGGAGAUUACAGCAUUUGUGGAGCCUUUAGUUAUUUUCUUGAUAUUGAUUGUCAAUGCCAUUGUUGGCAUUUGGCAAGAGAACAAUGCUGAGAAAGCAUUGGAAGCUCUUAAAGAAAUUCAGUCUGAACAGGCUUCAGUAAUACGAAAUGGUAAACGUGUUUCAAUUGUUUCCAAGGACAUCGUUCCUGGUGAUAUAGUAGAACUCAGAGUUGGGGAUAAGGUGCCUGCUGACAUGCGAGUGUUGCGGUUAAUCAGCUCAACUUUUCGGGUUGAGCAGGGGUCCUUGACUGGUGAGAGCGAAGCGGUGAGCAAGACUGCUAAGGCUGUGCCAGAAGAUACAGACAUACAAGGGAAAAAGUGUAUGGUUUUUGCAGGGACAACAGUUGUCAAUGGAAAUUGUAUUUGCCUUGUUACCCAGACAGGGAUGAGCACUGAACUAGGACAGGUCCAUUCUCAGAUACAAGAAGCAUCCCAGGGUGAAGAUGAUACACCAUUGAAGAAGAAGUUGAAUGAGUUUGGAGAGCUUUUAACAGCAAUAAUUGGAGUAAUCUGUGCUCUAGUUUGGCUUAUUAAUGUCAAAUACUUCCUCACUUGGGAAUAUGUUGAUGGGUGGCCAGCAAAUUUCAAGUUCUCAUUUGAGAAAUGUACGUAUUACUUCGAGAUUGCCGUGGCAUUGGCUGUAGCUGCAAUUCCUGAAGGUUUGCCUGCAGUCAUAACUACAUGCUUGGCACUUGGCACUCGGAAAAUGGCCCAAAAGAAUGCUCUUGUUCGGAAGCUGCCCAGUGUUGAAACUCUUGGCUGUACAACUGUGAUAUGUUCUGAUAAGACAGGGACUCUAACAACUAAUCAGAUGGCUGUAGCGAAGAUUGUGGCUCUUGGUUCUCGUGUUGGUACUCUGCGAGCCUUUGAUGUGGAAGGGACUACAUAUGAUCCUUCAGAUGGAAAAAUAAUUGGUUGGCUUGGAGGUCAACUGGAUGCUAAUCUGCAAAUGUUGGCAAAGAUUGCCGCUGUCUGUAAUGAUGCAGUUGUUGAAAAAUCUGGUCAUCAUUUUGUUGUGAAUGGAAUGCCUACCGAAGCAGCAUUGAAGGUUCUUGUGGAAAAGAUGGGUCUUCCUGAAGGAUAUGACUCCACUUCAGCUUCCAUUGGGGAUGUCCUGCGAUGCUGCGACGUUUGGAAUAAGAACGAGCAACGCAUUGCUACUCUAGAGUUUGACCGAGAUCGUAAAUCAAUGGGAGUUAUUACAAAUUCUAGCUCAGGAAAGAAGUCAUUACUCGUGAAGGGUGCUGUUGAAAAUCUUUUGGAACGGAGUUCAUUUAUUCAACUUAUUGAUGGAUCUAUUGUGAAGUUGGACUCAGACUCAAAAACCCACCUCUCAAGUUACUUGCGUGAGAUGUCAUCAAGUGCAUUAAGGUGUUUAGGUUUUGCAUACAAGGAAGACCUUCCAGAAUUUUCCACUUACAAUAGUGGUGACGAAGAACAUCCAGCACAUCGGCUUUUACUUGACCCGUCCAAUUACUCUAAAAUUGAAAGUAAUCUUAUUUUUGCUGGCUUUGUUGGAUUAAGGGAUCCUCCCCGAAAAGAGGUUCAUCAAGCAAUCGAAGACUGUAAAGCUGCUGGUAUUCGUGUUAUGGUUAUCACAGGGGACAACCAGAACACAGCCGAAGCUGUAUGUCGAGAAAUAGGUGUAUUUGGACAACGUGAAGCUAUAAGUUCCAGAAGUUUAACCGGAAAAGAGUUCAUGGCAAUGAGCCGGGAGGAUCAAAAAUCCCAUUUAAGACAAGAUAGAGGACUUCUUUUCUCAAGGGCUGAGCCAAGACAUAAACAAGAGAUAGUAAGAUUGCUCAAGGAAGAUGGUGAAGUUGUUGCCAUGACAGGAGAUGGAGUCAAUGAUGCACCUGCUUUGAAGUUGGCUGAUAUUGGGAUUGCGAUGGGCAUUGCCGGGACAGAGGUUGCUAAGGAAGCCUCCGACAUGGUUCUGGCAGAUGACAAUUUUAGUACAAUAGUUGCAGCAGUUGGUGAAGGCAGAUCCAUUUACGACAAUAUGAAGGCAUUUAUCAGGUACAUGAUUUCCUCAAACAUCGGCGAGGUUGCGUCGAUAUUUUUGACAGCAGCACUGGGUAUUCCCGAAGGGAUGAUCCCUGUUCAGCUUCUCUGGGUUAAUCUCGUUACAGAUGGACCUCCAGCUACUGCGUUGGGAUUUAAUCCACCCGAUACCGAUAUAAUGAAGAAACCGCCUAGAAGAAGUGAUGACUCAUUGAUCACGGCCUGGAUUUUGUUCCGCUAUUUGGUUAUUGGACUUUACGUAGGGAUAGCAACUGUAGGAGUAUUUAUUAUUUGGUAUACACAUGCUUCCUUCAUGGGCAUUGACCUGUCCGGAGAUGGUCACAGUCUGGUCUCGUACUCUCAGCUCGCAAACUGGGAUCAGUGCCCGUCUUGGGAAGGGUUUACCGUGUCGCCUUUCAUGGCUGGGGACCAAGUCUUCAGCUUCGAUUCAGAUCCAUGCGACUACUUCCGUUCAGGCAAGAUCAAGGCCUCAACUCUCUCACUCUCCGUUUUGGUCGCCAUUGAGAUGUUCAAUUCCCUCAAUGCCCUCUCAGAGGAUGGAAGCUUGUUGACAAUGCCCCCAUGGGUUAACCCGUGGCUGCUCCUCGCCAUGUCUGUUUCAUUUGGCUUGCAUUUCUUGAUCCUCUAUGUGCCAUUCCUCGCGCAAAUUUUCGGCAUUGUCCCCCUCUCCUUGAAUGAAUGGCUCUUGGUUCUGGCUGUGGCAAUGCCCGUGAUCUUAAUUGAUGAGAUUCUGAAAUUCGUGGGAAGGCUUACAAGCGGGUUGAGGACAUCUCGCCCGAGCAGCAGAUUGUUGAAGCAGAAAUCAGACUAAACACAUUGUGGAAGGUAUGAUGAACGGGAUUUGAAUUCAUGAAUGACAAGAGAGUGGAGAAAGUUUAGAGUUCAUGUUUCUGAAAAAGUGAAAACGAAGGAAGGGGUAGUAUUUGCGGUAGAGAAAUGAGUGGGUCUUGUUUUACGACUCUGCCAUUUCUUUAACUCACAUUUUUUCAUCAACAUUAUUUCUUAGGCUGUUGUGGCGGAGUAAACUUACAUUGUUUUCGUUCAUAAGAGAACCAUGAUUUUACCCAACUCCCCAAUUACUGAAUAUUGAUGAAGUAUCUGUUUUUUUGUUACAUAAUUCAAGUGAAUUUCAUUCUUUUAUUA